CGACACAGGUCCACGUUAUUCCUUCAGAAAAAACACACCUCCGUGUGACAGGAAAUGUGGUAAAGUGGUUCCGCCUGGCGGAAGGACAUUUUAUAAGGGUGAGGCGCAGAAGCCGGAUCCUCUUUCCCCUUCUCAGCGGCGAAAUGACCAAGAAGAGAAGGAACAACGGCCGUGCCAAGAAGGGCAGGGGCCAUGUCCAGCCUAUCCGCUGCACCAACUGUGCUCGCUGUGUCCCCAAGGACAAGGCUAUUAAGAAGUUUGUCAUCCGUAACAUUGUUGAAGCAGCUGCUGUCCGAGAUAUCUCUGAAGCAAGUGUCUUUGAUGCGUAUGUGCUGCCCAAGCUCUACGUGAAGCUUCAUUAUUGUGUUAGCUGUGCCAUCCACAGCAAAGUAGUGAGGAACCGUUCCCGUGAGGCCCGGAAGGACCGUACUCCUCCACCUCGGUUCAGGCCUGCAGUAAGUUUAAUGCCACAUUGUUCAUUGAAAACAUACUCCGUUGCACUUAACUGGAAAACUAUGUUUUGAGAGAAUGCAGUGUUACAAAGACUGUGCAUUGUCCAGUUGAAUCAAUCCUGAAGCAUGUACAAGUUCUGCAAGGAGCUAUUAUUCCAAGGAACUUGAAAUCUGAGAUUCAUAUUUUUUAAAAAACAUACCAGAUGGAAAGCCAUGAACACUAUGGUUUGUGGUCUUGACAUGUAAACCAGGGCCCUAUACAUGUCCUUAACCUAAUUUUGGAUUGAACAAGAGUCCAGUGGCAUCUUUAAGACCAACAAAGCUUUAUUCAAGGUCUGAGGUUUCAUGUGCAUGGAAUUUACCAGUCCAUACUUAUAAAGCAGGGGUUAAAUAGCAAAUGAAAUUCCAAUCCAUUGUAUCUGAGGAAAGCUCAUGCCUUGAAUAAAACUGUUGGUAUUAAAUGUGCCACUGGACUUGAAUUUUGUUCUACUGCUUCAGAUUAACACAGCUGUCCACCUGGAUUUAUAAUUUUAGAUUGUGUGUGAAGUACUCCUGGUGGGGUAGCUAUCAUGAUCUCUAGACUGGAUGCUUUAUAGUGAUGAGAUAAUGAAGGUAUGCAGGAUUGCAGUCUAAGAAGAAGCAUGGUAUACAAGGGCAAAGGUUGGGAACAGCACAGGAAUACAGACACCUGGAUGUUAUAUGAUCACUUUUCAGUGACUUGCUAAACCAUUGAACCUGAGAGAGGCCAUGUCUGAGCUGGCAGCUGGGUGGUGCUUUUUAUACUCCAGUCAUGCAACAUGGUGCUUUUACAGAGUGACAUAAACAAAGUUUAGUAAGUGCCUGACCCAGAAAAGCAAGAAUACUCCAAAGGGGCAAGGCCAGCUCUCCAUAUUGCCUCUCCCUUGUAUUAUGCACUCAGUGCUCUUUACCUUUAUUAAGCCUACGCCAUAAGGAAAUAGAGCUGUUGUUUUUCUCUGGACAUCAGUACUAAGCUAAACACAUUCUCUUCUUCUUUUUAGGGUGCUGCACCGAGACCACCCCCCAAGCCUAUGUAAGGAAUUUGCCUGAGCGAUGUAAAUUUUUAACAUUGACUCAAUAAAUAACUUUACAGCUGA
Molecule: messenger RNA, 1567 nt
Organism: Heteronotia binoei (common prickly gecko)
Lineage: Eukaryota; Metazoa; Chordata; Lepidosauria; Squamata; Gekkonidae
Gene: RPS26
Product: ribosomal protein S26
Exons: 3
Coding region: 144-524 (126 amino acids)
Biological process (GO): translation
Cellular component (GO): ribosome; cytosolic small ribosomal subunit
Molecular function (GO): mRNA binding; structural constituent of ribosome
Source: RefSeq, a predicted model, not a curated record